AUGGGGUUCGGUGUGCUGGAAGACAAGCACAUGGCGAUGCCUCCGGGCACCGCCACCAUCAAUUCCACGGAAACAGAGGGUACGAAAUGGGCGCGGAAGGAACCAACGGCCAGCACAGAUAUGUCGCCGGUCUGGAAAGAGACGAUUAUGGUUAUCCUGGCGUUUAGCUCGGGUGUGACGACUUCGCUUGGGCCAAUGAUCACGCCCGGACUGCAAAUUGUGGCGAUGAAGUACAAUGUUAGCAUAGGAAUGGUUACCAGUUUACUCAUCGGCUUCCUCGCCUUUUGGAUCGGGUUUACCACCUUCUUCACCGCAGCCGGGGCCAAUAUUUGGGGUAAACGGCCAUUCUUUGUCAUCUCCAUUGUUAUUCUGCUCGGCACCAAUGUGUGGGGUUACUUUGGAACCUCGUUCGCCUCGCUGGCCGUGAUGAGAGCGAUACAGGGAAUGGCCUCGGCGCCACUCGAGACCCUGGUGACGUCGACGGUGUCUGACCUGUUCUAUGUGCACCAGAGGGGUACUCGCAUCAGUCUUUGGGGGUGUAUGCUUGCCAGCGGUGUGCUUCUCGGUCAAAUCAUUUCUGGCACAAUCAUCCAGAACCUUUCGUUUGAAGCCACGUUUGGCAUCUCGGCGCUCAUCUACAUCCCCCUCUUCUUCGGCAUCUACUUCUUCGUGAUCGAGACGACUUACAAUGGACCCCGGCCGACAGCUACAAAGGUCAUUCCGGACGAAAAGGACCUGUCAUUCCUGGACGAGGACGAGCCGAAGCGCUCAUAUAGCCAGAGUCUAAGUAUAUUCAACGGCCGUCUGUCGCAAGAGUCAUUCUGGAAGAAUGUCUGGAAACCACUCCCUCUGAUCGCGUACCCAGCAGUGCUGUUCUCCACCGUUGUGUUUGCAUCGUACUUUGCUUGGCUGCUCACCAUCUCGGUUCUCUCCGUCAGCAUCUUCUCUGCACCGCCAUACUCUCUUGGACCGGCUGACAUUGGACUGACCAACAUCCCACUACUGGGUGUCUCGCUCAUUGGCUCCCCGCUCUCUGGAUGGCUAGCAGAUGCAGUUGCAAAAGUCAUGGCACGCAGAAACAACGGUAUCUUUGAGCCGGAAUUCCGUCUGGUGCUCAUGAUUCCAGCGACAGUCUUUGCCACCCUUGGCUUCAUAGGCUUCGGUAUCAGCGUCCAGCAACAGUUGCCUCUUAUCUGGCCGCUGACAUUCAUGUCUAUCCAUGCUCUGUCGGUUCCUUUUGCAUCUACGGCAUCAUUGGCCUAUGUCAUUGAUUGCCAUCCUCGCGAUGCUAAUCAAGCUUUCGUAACCAUCAACUUUGCAAAGGCCAUUUUCACUUUUGUUGCAACGACCUAUGCCAAUGGCUGGCUGGCGCAGGCGGGACCUCGUGGUGUCUUUGAUACCAUUAGUAUAAUCAACACUGGCAUUUGUGCCAUGACAAUCCCAGCCUAUAUAUUUGGCAAGAGGUUCAGAAGUUUGGUCGCCCGGAGCAACUUUGGCCAGAAACUCUCGGCAUAA
Messenger RNA from Plenodomus lingam JN3, 1515 nucleotides. The record is from RefSeq and is a predicted model, not a curated record. NCBI's taxonomy places the organism in Eukaryota, Fungi, Ascomycota, Dothideomycetes, Pleosporales, Leptosphaeriaceae.